UGCUGGUGGCUCGCUGGCUCUCUCAGCGCUCCGGCCAUGGCUGCAAUAAAGGCGCUCAACUCCAGGGCGGAGGUGGCGCGGGCCCAGGCGGCCUUGGCCGUCAACAUAAGCGCCGCCCGAGGGCUGCAGGACGUGCUGCGGACCAACUUGGGUCCCAAGGGCACCAUGAAAAUGCUUGUUUCUGGUGCGGGUGACAUCAAACUCACCAAAGACGGCAAUGUGCUGCUCCAUGAGAUGCAAAUUCAACACCCAACAGCUUCCUUGAUAGCAAAAGUAGCAACAGCCCAGGAUGACGUUACAGGAGAUGGUACUACUUCCAAUGUUCUAAUUAUUGGAGAGUUACUAAAGCAAGCUGAUCUUUACAUUUCCGAGGGCCUGCACCCUAGAAUAAUAGCUGAAGGAUUUGAAGCUGCGAAGAUAAAAGCACUUGAAGUUUUGGAACAAGUUAAAGUUAAAAAAGAGAUGAAAAGAGAAAUGCUCUUAGAUGUGGCUAGAACAUCUCUACGAACUAAAGUUCAUGCUGACCUGGCUGAUGUCUUAACAGAGGCUGUGGUGGAUUCUGUUUUGACCAUUAGAAGACCGGGUUAUCCUAUUGAUCUCUUCAUGGUGGAAAUCAUGGAGAUGAAGCAUAAAUCAGAAACAGAUACAAAGUUGAUCAGAGGAUUAAUUUUGGACCAUGGCGCCCGUCAUCCAGAUAUGAAGAAGCGAGUAGAAGAUGCGUUUAUCCUUAUUUGCAAUGUAUCGCUAGAAUAUGAAAAAACAGAGGUGAGCUCUGGUUUCUUUUAUAAGACUGCAGAAGACAAAGAGAAAUUGGUAAAAGCUGAAAGAAAAUUUAUUGAAGAUAGAGUACAAAAAAUAAUAGACCUGAAAGACAAAGUCUGUGCUCAGUCCAAUAACGGAUUUGUUGUCAUUAAUCAAAAGGGAAUUGAUCCAUUUUCUUUAGAUGCUCUUGCAAGACAUGGCAUAGUGGCUCUUCGCAGAGCAAAAAGAAGAAAUAUGGAAAGACUCUCUCUGGCUUGUGGUGGAAUGGCUGUGAAUUCUCUUGAAGACCUCAAUGUGGAUUGCCUGGGACAUGCUGGUCUUGUUUAUGAGUAUAUGCUAGGUGAAGAAAAGUUUACUUUUAUUGAGGACUGUGUUAACCCUCGCUCAGUCACCUUGUUGGUUAAAGGACCAAAUAAGCAUACUCUCACUCAAAUCAAGGAUGCUGUAAGGGAUGGACUUCGUGCUGUCAAAAAUGCCAUUGAAGAUGGUUGUGUGGUUCCAGGAGCAGGUGCAGUUGAAGUGGCAAUAGCUGCAGCUCUGGUUAGGUACAAGCACAGUGUGAAAGGGAGAGCUCUUCUCGGAGUCCAAGCCUUUGCUGAUGCCUUACUCAUUAUUCCUAAGGUUCUGGCUCAGAAUGCUGGUUAUGACCUGCAGGAAACACUAGUAAAAGUUCAGGCUGAGCAUUCAGAAUCAAGACAACUUGUUGGCAUAGAUUUGAAUACCGGUGAGCCAAUGGUAGCAGCAGAUGCAGGAGUUUGGGAUAAUUAUUGUGUGAAAAAACAACUUCUUCACUCAUGCACAGUGAUUGCCACCAACAUUCUCUUGGUUGAUGAAAUUAUGCGAGCUGGUAUGUCUUCUCUCAAAGGGUGAUUGAGUUCAAAAUCAACCUUCUAGAAGCUGAGAUUUAGCACAUCUUACAUGCACCUACCAUUAUAUGGUCUGAACCAUCCUUAAUUUUUACACAAUAAAUGCGGUUUAUAUUUGUUGGUCUUAGCAGUC
Messenger RNA from Equus quagga, 1761 nucleotides. RefSeq names its product chaperonin containing TCP1 subunit 6B (gene CCT6B). The transcript has 14 exons. Gene Ontology annotation, biological process: protein folding. The record is from RefSeq and is a predicted model, not a curated record. Gene Ontology annotation, molecular function: ATP hydrolysis activity; ATP binding; ATP-dependent protein folding chaperone. Gene Ontology annotation, cellular component: chaperonin-containing T-complex. NCBI's taxonomy places the organism in Eukaryota, Metazoa, Chordata, Mammalia, Perissodactyla, Equidae. The coding region runs from base 37 to 1632 and encodes 531 amino acids.